This is a messenger RNA of Terrapene triunguis (Three-toed box turtle), 3576 nucleotides long. It is a transcript of the gene ITPRID1, whose product is annotated as ITPR interacting domain containing 1. Lineage: Eukaryota; Metazoa; Chordata; Testudines; Emydidae. Gene Ontology annotation, molecular function: signaling receptor binding. The transcript is spliced from 15 exons. The coding region runs from base 104 to 3532 and encodes 1142 amino acids. The record is from RefSeq and is a predicted model, not a curated record.
ACAUUCCGUGUCACAGCAUCUCACCUUCUGUUUCUGCUGAAAAUGGUGAGAAAAAGGAGAUCUCCUCUCCACAUUGUAAAAGCUCACAAACUUGCACCCUGGGAUGGCUUCAGAGUCUUACUGUCAUGGGACCAGCAGUACCUUUGAAAUGAACAAGAGGGAUAUCCUGUUAUUUGCCAAAGCAUCAUGGACUCACCUGGAUGAAGAUUCUCUGACUCCAACUGUAGUAGACAACCCUCUUCCUCUUUCACAGCUUGAAGAUUCUAAAGAAGAAAAUAUUCGCCACUGGCUGGAUUCUGGGUUCUUUUUAUCUACAAGUGAAGAUUUACAACAAGACAGAGAAAAAGCAGUUUCCUUGGCUAACCCAGGAAUGGUGCAAAUGACUGUGCAAAGCUAUAUGAGAUCUCUGCGUCAGUUUUCAGAAACUCCUCUUAUGUCAAGAUGGAACAGUUUCAACUCGUCCCAUUCUCUUCCUAGUGCACCGAAAAGUAUCACUGAAUGGUUGGAGCUCUGGGAAAAGGAUCCAGUUGAGAUUCUGCUGGAUUUGGGGUUUGGAACAGAAGAACCUGACAUUUGCACUAAAAUCCCUUCUCGAUUCAUCAGUAAUGCUUCAGUAGCAAAAGGAAUCAACAUCCGAGUCUUUCUGGAAGCUCAAAAGCAGCGUAUGGACAUUGAGAAUCCCAAUUUAUAUGGGCGUUUUCGACAACUGGAAGUCUUGGAUCAUGUGACUAGUGCCUUCUCCUCUUUGCUGAAUGGUGUUAACACCCAGCAACAGAAAUCAGAGCAGAGUAAUGGGGAAGAAAAGAGCAUGACGGACAUUGAGAGGAACAAAGCCGAGGCCACACGAGCCAAGCGGAGAAGGCUAGGUCAUCUUCUGAGAAAAGCUUCUAGACAAGCAACAGUACUGCAAAGGAGCGCUCGGGCUUCUGGAAGUUCAGAGUCAUUCAAGGAUAGAGAAGAACAGUCUCCCACCUAUGCUGAGAUGGACCGGCGCACAGCAAUCAGGACAGGCUUUUCUGAAAAUAAUACCUUGGUGGGUCUGACAGAGGAACAUUCUUCCACUGAGGAUGAUGCACUGACAUUAUCACAGCUGCCACAGGCUCCAACCGGGAAAUCUCAGGUUUAUUCAUAUAUACCUAUAAAGCAGCCCCAGCUUCCUUCUGCAUCGGAGAUGGCUGUCAAAGACAGACCAAGGAAAGAGUCCAAUUUGCUCUUGACCCACACACUCAGAAGGGUGUCUGGUCUAAAGGGCAAGCCUCCAGAUUCAUUUGAAAUGGAAGAGAUCCAGAGCUUUGAGGAUGAACCUCCAGGGGGAAAUCUUCAUGACAGCACUUCAGAAGUGCUGGUGACAAGAACAAACAGCUGCCAGUCUGACAGCAGUGGAUUUCUGGAGGAACCACCGGAGCCCUUACCUUUACAAAAUCCACCUUUUCCAGGACACCUGAACCUCAGCUGUGAUACCCAUGACCGAAAAGUAGCUCUGCCACAUAGAACAGCUCUCGCUGUGUCACACCAGGAUUUUCAUCAAAAACCAAAGGGCCCUGUUGCUAACACCUCCACUGCAGAUUGCAAGAACAUUCCAAGGGUGUCUAGUCCAGAUAGAGAACACAAGGACCAGAGGGAAGAGACCGCCCUCUCACUAACUGUGGAAGAUGGUCUACAUCAAGUCUUCAGUGAUCAAUCAGAGGGUUUUGUCAAAGAAAUGGUGUACAAUGCGAAUAAGCAGGAGAUUAAAAUUGGAAGAGGGCAAUUGGAGAAAGAGGAGAGCUGCAUACAACAGCAAACUCCAUGUUUUCAGGCUGGUAAUCAGGAUGUGAGAGAUAUUGUCACCCCAGAACCUGACUGUCAUUUAUACUUUGGUUCAUUACCCAAAACUCCAGCUCCAUCUCACGCUGAAGAGAAUGGAACAACUCCCAUUGACUUCACUGGCAGUGGAGGCUGUGCCAAACAAGAGGCAAGAGAGGGACCUUUGACUGAGGAGGAUGCUGGGAAAGUACUUAAGGAAAAUAUCCAGGAAGGUAUUACAGGACAUGUAAAAGGAAAGCAAUGUGAUAAGGAGAUUUUCAGUAAAGUUGAUACCCUGGUUCCAGUCACCAACGCCACAAGUGGUCAGCAGUUUUGCAAACCGGACAUUGAUAUACACAGUAUAAGCCGCUCUUGUGAAACAGGGACACCAGAGACCCAAUGGCAGGUCUCAGAAGUACAAAAUGAAAGCAAGGUUAUUUCAAGCAGUUCUUUACAAGUGGCUAAUUUUUCUGCUUACUGCAGAUCUGAAUUUAGUUCCCAGGAAAGCACAGAGACUUGCUGUUUGGGUAAAAUAUCAGAAGCCAACAAAAUGGAGAAGAAUGAUUCUGCCCAAAACGCUGAAAUACACACUAAUCCCUCCAAGUCUGUUACUGUUCAGAUGUCUUCAAGGCUGGUGUCCACUGUGCAAAAAGUUUCCCUGAGUGAAGGCCUUGGCAAAGGCCAGUCUUUAGAAAUUAAAUCCAUAGGGUCCCAAUGCUCUGAGGGUGAGCCAGUAAUUACUUCAGAACUGGGUAUUUUGAAGGAAAGUCUAAAGGAGACGAGAGAAGCUUCGAUUCAAACUGACACAAUUGGAAUAAAAACAAGAAAUUGGUGGCCUGACCCAAAUCUUCUCCCUCCAUUCUGUAGACGUGGUCAUCUCACAAAAUCAGUCUCCCUAGACACUGGGCUUCAUGGGAAAUACAGAUCAUCCUACCAUGAAACAUUGGGUGCCCAGUCUGCCCAGUGCGGUCACAGCUGUCAUUGUGUCUGCUGCCAUCAUUGCUGCUUUCAGUGGGCCUUUCCCUUCACUGCUUCCUCCGAACAUCUUGGGGCCUGUUGUUCAAAUCACAGCUCCGUAGAGUUACAGCUUUUGAAAACGUUAGAGCUCCUGCAGGAUACAGCAGUGAGGAGUAUUUCUCCAUGCACAAUCCAUGAAAUAGAAGCUAUGAAGCGUUCUUGCCAGAGUUUCCGGGAGAAGCUAGAUGAGAUCGAGCAGCACCUGGUAGAGCAACAUGAUCUUUUUUCCAGUGCUAUGUCAGAUGAAGGAAGGGAGGAAAAAAGACAACUGCAGGUCUUACGUCAAGCUGUUCGUCGUGAGGUUUCUGAACUGGAAUUCCAGCUGAAUGAUCGAUCUCGCCAGGCUAGGGAGGGAAUUCUGAUGCUGGACCAAUUACUAGGAGAACAAUCCCAUCUGUUUUCAGAGCUUGGACUCCCUGAUUGGAGGGAAGAAAGAAAUGCCCAGAAUAAACAAGUUGCUCCAGAUGCCGCUGACACUACGCAUCCUAGAGCUGGGUGCUCAGAAACGGUAGUUCCAAGGCGCCUGAGCAGAAGUGAAACAUUCCCAUCAGCUCCAUCAGCCUCAAUGCCAGGAACGCCAGAGAUACAGUUUCCUGCUAUGGCAACAGCGGAGCUAGACCCACAGGAACUCCACACCAGUAAAAAGGAAAUAAAAGGUCCUCCCCAGCCAAAAAUUGACUUUAAGGCUUUUCUACAGAGUCUGAAGAAAUCGUUCCAAAAUUUUCAGUAAUGACAUAGCAGAAUGAAGAGAUUGAAGGAAGACUGACAACUGUG